Daldinia childiae is the source of this 2874-nucleotide messenger RNA. Its product is annotated as Alanine-tRNA ligase. Bases 1 to 2874 code for a protein of 957 amino acids. Gene Ontology annotation, molecular function: alanine-tRNA ligase activity; nucleic acid binding; aminoacyl-tRNA deacylase activity. Gene Ontology annotation, biological process: tRNA modification; alanyl-tRNA aminoacylation. The transcript has 6 exons. The record is from RefSeq and is a predicted model, not a curated record. NCBI's taxonomy places the organism in Eukaryota, Fungi, Ascomycota, Sordariomycetes, Xylariales, Hypoxylaceae. Gene Ontology annotation, cellular component: mitochondrion; cytoplasm.
AUGGGCGAGCCCAAGUGGACCGGCGUUGGCGUCCGCAAGACUUUCUUCGAAUUCUUCGAGGAGAAAGGACACACUAUAGUGCCCUCAUCGUCUGUUGUGCCUCACAAUGACCCCACCUUACUCUUUACCAAUGCGGGCAUGAACCAGUUCAAGCCCAUAUUCCUGGGUACCAUUUCUAGUUCGGAUGAAAUGUCCAAGCUGAAGCGUGCCGUCGAUACGCAAAAAUGUAUACGCGCUGGUGGGAAGCACAAUGACCUCGACGAUGUCGGUAAAGACAGUUAUCACCAUACAUUCUUCGAGAUGUUGGGCAACUGGUCCUUUGGUGAUUAUUUCAAGAAGGAGGCGAUAGGAUGGUCGUGGGAGCUUCUCACUAAGGUCUAUGGGUUGGACCCCGAAAGACUCUACGUCACUUACUUCGAAGGCAACCCCGCCAUGAACCUCGAGCCCGACCUAGAAGCCAAGGAAUUGUGGAGAUCUGUUGGCGUGCCCGAGGAUCAUAUCCUACCUGGUAACAUGAAGGACAAUUUCUGGGAGAUGGGCGACCAGGGUCCUUGUGGCCCUUGCAGCGAAGUUCACUACGACAAGGUUGGAGGGCGCAAUGCUGCACACCUAGUCAACCAAGAUGACCCCUUAGUCGUAGAAAUCUGGAACAACGUCUUUAUCCAAUUCGAUCGUCAGAAAGAUGGCUCGCUCAAGUCGUUACCGGCGAAGCACGUCGACACAGGAAUGGGUUUCGAACGACUGGUAUCUGCACUUCAGGACAAGAGCUCGAACUACGCAACUGAUAUCUUUACACCCCUAUUUGAUAAAAUCCAGGAAGUCACGGGAGCGCGGUCGUACACUGAUAAGUACGGCAAAGAUGAUGUGGAUGGAAUUGAUACCGCUUAUCGUGUAGUCGCUGAUCACAUACGACUACUCACAUUCGCCAUAUCAGAUGGCGCCGCGCCUAACAAUGAGGGAAGGGGUUACGUCGUUCGUCGUGUACUGCGGAGAGGUUCACGUUAUGCUCGAAAGUAUUUCAAUGCGGAAAUUGGUUCGUUCUUCUCUAAAAUCCUACCUGCACUUGUCGACCAGAUGGGCGAACAAUUCCCAGAGAUCGUUAAGAAACAGCAAGAUAUCAAGGAGAUACUAGACGAGGAAGAAGAGGCAUUUGCCAGGACGUUGGACCGCGGAGAGAAACAGUUUGAAAAGUAUGCAGCUCAGGCACUCAACAGCGGGGCGAAGAAGCUCUCGGGAGCGGAUGUUUGGAGAUUAUACGAUACUUUCGGUUUCCCGGAAGAUCUAACUAAGCUCAUGGCCGAGGAGCGGGGUCUCGAAACUGACGAGGGCGAAAUUGCCAUUGCUAGAGAAAAGGCCCGAGAGGCUAGCAAGGCCGUAAAGGAAGCAGUGCAGACAUUUGCAAAGUUGAACGUCCACCAAAUUGCCGAAUUAAAGGAUAAAUUGCAAGUACCUGUUCCGGACGACGAGCCCAAGUUUUUCAAGGGCGACACGACUGGAAAAGUUCAGCUUAUCUACACAGGCACCGGUUUCAUCAAGUCGACUAAGGACCUCCCCCCGAAUACCGCCUUCGGUCUUUUACUGGACAGGACCAAUUUCUACGCCGAGCAAGGUGGUCAGGUUGCCGACACCGGAAGAAUUGUUAUCGAUGAUGUCGCGGAGUUUGAGGUUCACGAUGUUCAACAGUUCGGAGGAUAUGUAAUUCACAACGGAUUCUUAAAGUACGGAGAACUUAAGGCCGGGGAUGAAGUUAUCUGCGAAUAUGACGAGCUGAGGAGACAGCCUAUUCGCAAUAAUCACACCGGCACGCACAUUCUCAACCACUCUCUACGAGAAGUACUUGGCGAAGACGUCAACCAGAAAGGUUCACUAGUCGACCAAGACAAGCUCCGGUUCGACUUCUCACACAAGGCGGCAGUCAGUCUUCCCGAACUUAAGAAGAUCGAGCAUUUAUCAAAUGAGUAUAUCCGACAAAACUGCAAGAUCUACUCUAAAGAUGUCGAGCUCGACUUGGCAAAGAAGAUCAACGGUGUUCGCGCCGUUUUCGGCGAGACCUAUCCAAACCCGGUCCGAGUGGUAUCGGUUGGUAUCGAUGUCGACAUGCUACUCGAAGCACCGGAGAAUCCCGAGUGGCGAAAGGUUAGUGUCGAGUUCUGUGGUGGCACGCACGUCGACCAAACUGGCAUCAUGAAGGAUCUAGUCGUUGUAGAAGAGAGCGGUAUUGCCAAAGGUAUUCGCCGUAUUGUAGCAUAUACUGGUGAUGCCGCGCACCGUGUGCAACGUGAGGCUGAAGAGUUCUCUAAGCGCAUCGUUGUUAUCGAUGCCCUACCAUUUGGUCCCGAAAAGGAGGCCGAAGUUAAGCAGGCUACGGUAGAUCUCAACAACCUCGUCGUAUCUACCCUAACCAAAGAAGAUCUAAAAACUCGGUUUGCAAAGGUUGUUAAGGCCGUCGUCGAUGAACAGAAGAAGCGACAGAAGGCCGAGAGCAAGACUGCUCUCGAUACCGUAUCCGCUCACUUCGCUAAGGAUGAGAAUAAAGAGGCUAAAUACUUUAUUGGACACUUGCCUAUUUCUGCUAACGCCAAGGCUGUUGCGGACGUCAUGAAUCAUUUCAAGAGCAAGGACAAGGAUCGGUCUGUGUACAUUUUCGGUGGCAGCGAGACCGAGGGGGCUGUCGUGCAUGGUGUAUACGUCGGCACACAUCUCACGUCGCAGGGUGUAACUGCUGAGAAGUGGGCCGCAGCCGUCACCGAAGUAGUUGGCGGCAAAUCGGGCGGUAAGGAGCCGACACGGCAAGGCCAGGGAACGAAUGCAGACAAGAUUGAGGAUGCUGUCGCCGUCGCAGAGAAAUGGCUUGCAGAGAAAUUGAAAAUCUGA